AUGUCUCUGUGGGGUUCCAAGAAGAAGGACGACGACGACCACGUAGACGACGAGCAGAACAACGAGCAGGGCGUCCAGCGACACUCGACCGACAGCAGACCCAGCAGCAGGACCAUGAGGGAACCGACGGAGAGAGACCGCCUGCUGCCCGCCCACCCUCGUCGUCCUCCCCACGCAGAUGGAUACCUCGACCCCGACGAUCCAGCCGUCUCGCCCUACAACUUGUGGACCGUCCGCUUCAUGCGCUACGUCUCCUUGCUGUUCCUCGCCAUCACCUUCCUGUGGUGGGUACUCCUCCUGGUCAGCAUCUUCGUCUCCCCGCCAGGUCUGCACACGCGCGGAUCCGGAUUCUUCGACUUUGCCUACUCAUCUCUGACCAUUGGCAUCUUGCUGAACUCGCUGCUCUUCUUCGCCGCCCCAAGCUUGGCCAUGCGCGUCUCGCAGGGAAUCUUGGGAAUCGUCUUGCUCGCCGACCUGAUCAUCAUCGUGGCCGUCCCGAGAAUUCGCGGGGAAGAGGGGCCUCCAGGCAUUGCCAGCGUCGUUUGGGCUACAUUGAUAGCUGGCUGGUGUGUCUUCACCGACCGCAUAGUCGCCUGGGGUAAACGAGAAGAAGAGGAGCGUCUGACGGGUCGAUCGGAGACCCGCCGCACUCUGAAGGAGUGGCUGGCUGUUCUCACGUCGACCAUCAUUCUCGUCGGCUUCAUCCUCAUCUCUGUUCUUAUGACAAUGACUCUGGUCAUCCGAAGUCUCGACGCCGGCCUCGCCAUGGACGGCGAUCGCAUACCAGUUGACGACAAUAAGUACGAAGUUCACCUGGCAUGCAUUGGGAACAAGACAACCGAUCAGCAUGGCAACCGCUCGCCCACCAUCCUUCUCGAAUCAGCAGAAGAUCCCGCCGAAUACGAUUUCGAGCAUUGGCUCUAUGCGUCUCUGCAGAACGGCACCAUCGAUAGAUACUGCUACUGGGAUCGACCGGGCUACGCUUGGUCGGACAACGCACCAUCGCCCCACAGCGCGGGUAUGAGUGCAGACAACCUCGCAGAGGCACUUGCUAUCAAGGGCGAAGAAGGUCCAUGGAUUCUUGUGUCGGCGGGGUACGGAAGCAUUGUGUCUCGAAUAUUCAGCGCUCGCAACUUCCGUGAAGUAGUCGGUAUUAUGAUGAUCGAGCCUCUGCACGAGGACCUUCUGGGUCGUAUCGGCACCCCAGGACGUGGAUUCGUCCUUUGGGGCUAUGGUGUCAUCAGUCCACUGGGCGUACGCCGCAUUAUGGGAUCCAUCUUUGGCGGUCAGACGAAGCAAGAUCGAGUCUACGGAAAAGCGGCCAUGCAGAGCGGCAAGCUCCUCAAGGCGAAGCUGCAGGAGAACCUCGUCGCAACAUCCUUCUCGCGCAAUGAGGUCAAGUCAGCUCGCACCAUCCAGGCAACCGACACUCCUCUGGUGGUGGUCUCUUCGGGCAUCAGGUUCCGCACAGACGAGGAGUGGGCGGACAAGCAGAAAGAUCUGACCGGCAUCACGGGAAAGCUCGUCAGCUGGGAUGUCGUGAACAAGGCGCCGCACUACGUGUGGCACACGCUGGAAGGCCGCCAGGUCAUGGAGAAACGACUGGGCCAGCUAGUGAAAGCGCAAGCCAAUAGGACCAGCAUCGAGUCAUCCCUUUAA
Molecule: messenger RNA, 1659 nt
Organism: Lecanosticta acicola
Lineage: Eukaryota; Fungi; Ascomycota; Dothideomycetes; Mycosphaerellales; Mycosphaerellaceae
Source: the annotation of a GenBank genome assembly